GACCCAAUUGUAUUUCAUGUUCCUCAACUCAGCCCUCUCUGCGAGUAACAGGCAAAAAACCCUAUUCCGAUUCUCCAUUUGCAUUUGUUCAAGGUUUUAACAUUAUGGCUACACCGUUGAUAGCAGGCCUUGCAGUAGCGGCAGCAGCGUAUGCGGGUAGAUACGGGAUCCAGGCUUGGCAAGCUUUCAAGGCCAGACCACCUGCAAUGCGGAGAUUUUAUGAAGGUGGUUUCCAAGCCACGAUGACGAGGAGGGAAGCUGCUUUGAUUCUGGGUGUUAGAGAACGCACCCCAACAGAUAAGAUCAAAGAAGCCCAUAGGAGGGUGAUGGUUGCAAACCAUCCAGAUGCAGGUGGCAGCCAUUACCUUGCAUCCAAAAUAAAUGAAGCAAAAGAAUUGUUACUUGGAAAAACCAAGGGUGGUGGGUCAGCAUUUUGAAGCUCGUAGAAGCCCUUCUGCCCAUUAUCUUAAGGCGUUUGUAACAAGAGAAUUUUUUUUUUUACUGGGGAAGAGAGAUUGUUAACGAUUUGGGAGGAAUUUUUUUAUUCUAGAUAAGUUAUGAAAAAGUGUUUGGUUAGGAAAAAAAAAUUUGGGAAAGUUAGAUUAAUUUUACUGAUGUUAUGUCUGAUUGAUGAUGGAAAUGUGAAAUGAAAUUAUCAAAAAAAUCCAUUAUAUCUGAAUAUUGUGUAA
This is a messenger RNA of Gastrolobium bilobum, 689 nucleotides long. RefSeq names its product mitochondrial import inner membrane translocase subunit TIM14-3-like. Gene Ontology annotation, biological process: protein import into mitochondrial matrix. The record is from RefSeq and is a predicted model, not a curated record. Bases 105 to 437 code for a protein of 110 amino acids. The transcript has 3 exons. Lineage: Eukaryota; Viridiplantae; Streptophyta; Magnoliopsida; Fabales; Fabaceae. Gene Ontology annotation, cellular component: PAM complex, Tim23 associated import motor. Gene Ontology annotation, molecular function: ATPase activator activity.